Messenger RNA from Solanum tuberosum (potato), 1653 nucleotides. RefSeq names its product polyadenylate-binding protein-interacting protein 9-like. NCBI's taxonomy places the organism in Eukaryota, Viridiplantae, Streptophyta, Magnoliopsida, Solanales, Solanaceae. The transcript is spliced from 10 exons. The record is from RefSeq and is a predicted model, not a curated record. Gene Ontology annotation, molecular function: RNA binding. The coding region runs from base 414 to 1349 and encodes 311 amino acids.
CAAAAGAGUUGCAAUUUGCAAUAGGCCAAAGCCCAAAGCCACAUGUUGUUUUCUUGAUAAACCACACCACCAAAAUCCAUUACUCAACCAUUUGAUCAAAUUUGUCAAAAACCCCUUCUUAGCUCUCUCUUUCUGUGUCCUGUCUUCUCUUUCACUCAUCAUUUUCUUUUGAUUCCCCAAAUGGGUCUCGAUCAAUAAGCUUUUCUUGAACACAUUUUGCUCUAAAAUAAUUCAAUUUCAGAUUACAGAUUUGAGUUUUUGAUCUAUACCCAUAUUUAAUUUUACAUAUUUCUAUAUUGGGGUUGUGUAAAGAUUAGAUUUUUGCUGUAAAAAUCUGAUCUUUAAUUUAUUGGAAUCAAGAAUUCCUCUUUUUAUCUGUUUUCUUGUUAAAAGUUGAGUUUUUUUUUGUUUCAAUGGCGGCUGGUGCAAAAGGGUGUGAUGAAAUUGAUGUUAUUGAGGUUGUUGUGCCAAAUGUGAAGUCUGAAUCUGUAGUUAAUGGUGUUGUUGAAGAGUCUGAUGUGGUGUCGAAUGGAAAAUCGGAGUAUGAAAUGCAAGAUAUUGUUGUUCAUAUGUUGAAUAAUCUGAAGCUGAAUCCAAUGGCUAAGGAAUUUGUUCCUUCUUCAUAUAAUCGUGAUCAGAUAAUUUUCAACAAUUUUGUGACAGCUGAUAAGAUGAAUAUGGGAGGUGAUGGUUUCAGAAAUAACAGAAGGAGAGGAAACAACUUUAACCAAAGCAGAAGGAGAAUGCACAGUAGAUCUUUUAGAGCUCAAAGAGAAGAUAGCAUUAGGCGAACAGUCUAUGUUUCCGACCUUGAUAUCAAUAUCACGGAAGAGCAGCUUGCUGCGCUAUUUAGUGCAUAUGGACAAGUCGUGGACUGCCGAGUUUGUGGUGAUCCACACUCCCGCCUUCGCUUUGCUUUUGUUGAGUUCGCUGAUGAAUAUUCUGCAAAAGCGUCGCUUUGUCUUUGUGGAACAAUUUUAGGUUUCUCCCAACUCAAGGUUCUACCUUCAAAAACCGCUAUUCUACCUGUGAAUCCUACAUUCCUUCCAAGGUCAGAGGAUGAGCGUGAAAUGUGUGCUAGGACAGUCUAUUGUACAAAUAUCGAUAAGAUGGUUUCUCAAGCUGAUGUCAAAUUCUUUUUUGAGACAAGAUGCGGUGUGGUUUCUCGUCUGAGGCUUUUGGGGGAUCAAGUGCACUCUACCCGUAUCGGUUUUGUUGAAUUUGUUAUGGCCGAGAGUGCAAUUUUGGCAUUAGAUCUUUGUGGUGAGAUGUUGGGCUCCCAACCUAUCAGGGUGAGUCCUUCGAAGACACCCGUGAGGCCACGGGUUUCCGGCCCUGCAAUGCAUUAGGCGAUGCUCGGAAACUCAAGUUCUUGAAAGAGAAGAGAACGGCGCAAGCUCUCUUGUAAGACGUUGAGGUCAAAAUGGGAAAAGGCGAAACGAAUGUUUCUUUAAUGUCCAUCUUCUACUUUACCUUGCCAAUUCUAAUAGUACUUUUUUUUUUUGUGCUUCUGGACAUGUCUAUUGACCUUUGCUUUUGCUAGUGUGUUAAUGGUAAUGUCCCUACAUUUACUACAGUUAGUUUUAUACUGUUUUGAAUCUUUUACCGAUAACUGAGAAAUUCCCGAGGGCCAUUGGCUUGAAACUUGGUGAA